AACAAAACAAGGUUCCACUUUAUUCUACGGUGUCCUUACUGUAUAAUACAUGCAACUAUCCCUCAACCAAACCCCGAUCCUAAAACUAUAGCAAGUGCAUGCAUUUAAUUAUUAGCACACACUUACAUGCAUAUCAAAAACACCUUAUACUGUGAUUAUACAUUUUAAGUACUGAUUAAUAUUGUAUAUGUAUAAUUAGGCAUAGUUUAUAGUCACUAAUCUAGUAAAUACACUGUAAAAUAAAGUGUAACCCAAAAAAUAAUAAAAUAUGAUAAUCGAGGAUUUCCUCCAUACAUUAAAAUAAUACGUUUUGCGCUGUAUUUAGUAUUUGCUUGAGUCUGUUUAGUGUGUGUGUGUGUGUGUGAUCAUCAGUGGGAGUGUUUAUUUAUCAAUGCAUAUAGUAUUAGUCUCCUUGUAAAUCAUUUCUUUUAAGUGCACUUAAAUAAAUAGUUAUGCAUGUAUUUAAUUAUUAUUACACAGUACUUAAAUGCAUAAUUACAUAAUUAAAAUAAACCCCAAAAUAUCAAGCUUUUCCUCGUCACAUAGGAAAUAUUCAUUUGUUUUUGUGCGGUUAUGUGGUAUUUGUGUGUGUGUGUGAUCAUCUGUGGGAGUAUUUCAGCACACAGCCCCUCCCCCUGCUCACUCCCCCAGUGGCCCCGCCCCCUCUGCAUGUUAAGCCCCGCCCCCUGAGGCAUCAGCCAACAGCAGCUGUUCCAUAUUCAUCAAGCUCUUCAGUCUUAAAGAGACCGACACUGAGCGUGCACACACUCAUUCUGCCUCACACACACUCACCGUAGCGCACGCUCUGUCGCUCUCUCUCUCUCUCUCUCCGCUUCACCCUGAUCUGAUCAGACCCCCUCCCAUCACUCACACACACACACACACACACAUGCGUACCUGAGUCGGUGGGCUGCGCUGCCGGAGGGUCUCUCCGCCUCAACUUUCCUGCCGGUGUGUGUGUACGGGGAGAGCGAGUGUCCGGUGUCUCCGCUUCUCUUCUUCUCUUCCUCCUGGAAUGAUAACACUGGGCUGAUGGACAUUUCCGAACUUUGCAUCCCUGAUCCUCUCAGCUAUCAUAACCAGCUGCUGACCAGGAUGGCCGCUGAGGAGCGGCACAUGACGUCCAGCUGUGGCUCCUACAUUAAGACUGAGCCCUCGAGUCCGUCGUCUCUGGUGGACACGGCGAGCCACCCCAGUCCCGGCGCGCACUCGGACGCUAGCGGCGGCUACGCCAGCGCCAUCAACAGCCACUCCAACGGCCUGGACUCUCCGCCCAUGUUCACGGCGGGCGGGCCGCUGGGCGCGGGGGCGAGCGCCUGCCGAAAGCGCUACGAGGACUGUUCUAGCUCGCUGCUCGACGACCCCGCCUCCAUCAAGUGCGAGUACAUGCUCAACUCCAUCCCUAAACGCCUGUGCCUGGUGUGCGGAGACAUCGCGUCCGGCUAUCACUACGGCGUGGCCUCCUGUGAAGCUUGCAAGGCCUUCUUCAAGAGAACGAUACAAGGUAACAUCGAGUACAGCUGUCCGGCCACCAACGAGUGCGAGAUCACCAAGCGGAGACGCAAGUCGUGUCAGGCGUGCCGCUUCAUGAAGUGUCUGAAAGUGGGCAUGCUGAAGGAAGGUGUUCGGCUAGACCGCGUACGAGGAGGACGACAGAAAUACAAGAGGAGAAUGGAUGCAGAAAACACAGCUUACCUGGGGCUCACACUGCCACCGCCAGCCAAAAAACCAUUGACGAAGAUCGUGUCUCAUCUGCUGGUGGCGGAGCCGGAGAAGAUCUACGCCAUGCCGGACCCGAGUCUCCCCGAGAGCGACAUCAAGGCCCUGACGACCCUGUGCGACCUGGCCGACCGCGAGCUCGUGGUCAUCAUCGGCUGGGCCAAACACAUCCCGGGUUUCUCCAGCCUGUCUCUCGGAGACCAGAUGAGUCUAUUGCAGAGCGCCUGGAUGGAGAUCCUGAUCCUCAGCAUCGUGUUCCGCUCGCUGCCCUACGAGGACGAGCUGGUGUACGCGGAGGACUACGUGAUGGACGAGGAGCACUCGCGGCUCACGGGUCUGCUGGACCUGUAUCUGUCCAUCCUGCAGCUCGUGCGCAGGUACAAGAAGCUGAAGGUGGAGAAGGAGGAGUUCGUCACGCUCAAGGCCAUCGCACUCGCCAACUCAGACUCGAUGCACAUAGAGGACGUGGAGUCGGUGCAGAAGCUCCAGGACGCUCUUCACGAAGCCCUGCAGGACUACGAGAGCUGCCAGCACACAGAGGACCCUCGGCGGGCCGGCAAGCUGCUCAUGACCCUGCCUCUGCUCCGGCAGACGGCCACCAAGGCCAUCCAGCACUUCUACAGCAUCAAGAUGCAGGGCAAGGUGCCCAUGCACAAACUCUUCCUGGAGAUGCUGGAGGCCAAGGUCUGAUCGGCUGACCUCAUCGGAGAGCGAGACUCGGUCACGCACGCGUCACCUGAGACGUUUUUAAAGACGAAAAAAAGCGUAAAUAUAAAUGGAAAAAAAAUAAUUUAAAAAAAUCUAUAACAAAUACUAUGUACUUGUACAGUAAUGCUUUUUUUUUUUUGUUCACGAUCUGUGGUUAUAAACGAUGAUCGAGUCAUUUUCAGAGUGAAUAGUCUCACGUAGGUGGUCAUUUUCAUUCUCGCUUGACCCCCCGGACACGUCGGGCGAGGACACCUUGAGGACUUGUAAAUAUUCAUGAGCCGCGGGACGUCUGGACUCGUCUCGCUGGUUCUUCCCUAAAUGUGAACUUUG
This is a messenger RNA of Pimephales promelas (fathead minnow), 2757 nucleotides long. It is a transcript of the gene esrrb, whose product is annotated as estrogen related receptor beta. Gene Ontology annotation, molecular function: sequence-specific DNA binding; steroid binding; zinc ion binding. The record is from RefSeq and is a predicted model, not a curated record. Gene Ontology annotation, biological process: regulation of DNA-templated transcription. Gene Ontology annotation, cellular component: nucleus. Lineage: Eukaryota; Metazoa; Chordata; Actinopteri; Cypriniformes; Leuciscidae.